Molecule: messenger RNA, 1361 nt
Organism: Aspergillus costaricaensis CBS 115574
Lineage: Eukaryota; Fungi; Ascomycota; Eurotiomycetes; Eurotiales; Aspergillaceae
Exons: 3
Coding region: 72-1361 (429 amino acids)
Biological process (GO): regulation of transcription by RNA polymerase II
Molecular function (GO): RNA polymerase II cis-regulatory region sequence-specific DNA binding; DNA-binding transcription factor activity, RNA polymerase II-specific
Source: RefSeq, a predicted model, not a curated record
CCAGGCGCUACCUUGUCAGGCCAGAGCUUCUGAAACGGAUUGCGACAAGUUUGAUUCUUUGUGAGGACGACAUGGAUCGUUUCUACCCCCCUCAUGGCUUACCCUCGGAUUCAAUUCCAUUUGGCCGUGGGCUUGGUGAUUUUACCAGACAAACAGAGACCCCUCCCACUUCCGUCUCGGAUGGCGUUCGUUUGGACCCUUCUCACCAUCGUGAUCCCUGUUCGGCAAUCGGGAACUGGGCGUGUUCCAACUCUGCAAGCCCUGGAGAGCCGAUGUUACUGUCUCCUCAGCACCAUUAUCCAUGGAAGAUGGCACUGCCCCCAUCACUUCCAGCUCCGACCUCUCUACCGGAACGAGCGUUGCCUCGUUUACUGCCAUCUCAUCGUCUUGAGACACCUGCCAGACCAUCCUCGUUAGCGGCAGCUGGUGGCUCCAGGACAAGGCAACUUAAGCCCGGACUACGGCGCCUCGAUGACAGCAAAGCACCAUCAGACUGGCUACCGAGCUUGCCACCACCGUCACCGGCAAUCUCGGCGUUAACCUACCCUUCGCUGAAGCUGGAAACGCCGGACUCUCCCGACAGUAUUGAUGAUAAACCUUAUUCUAAGCUUAUCGAAAUGGCCCUCAAGACCAAUCCGGAUAAGAAGCUUUCCCUUCAAGGGAUAUACAACUGGUUCGAACAAAACACGGCAAAGGGGAGAGAUCUCAGCUCGAAAGGCUGGCAAAACAGUGUACGGCACAACUUGUCCAUGAACGCAGGAUUUGAGGCAGUCCGGGAAGAACCGAUACCCGGAAAGAAAGCUGUGAAUUACUGGCGCCUAACUAAUGAAGCCAUCAAGAAUGGCGUCCAAUCCACCACUCGGUACCGGAAGCAGGCGAGUUACAGAAAGGCCUUGGGCUCGGACCCACCGGCGCCUCAACGCCAGCGAUCUGGGGCUAAGGGAGGGAAAGCUACUAAAAUCAAAUCAAAGUUUCGAGGGCGGAUGAGCGAGGAAGAGUUGCCCAAAGGCCGAUACCAUCCCCGGGUGACAUCACAACCGCGACCGACGAAGAAUGUGUUCACGCAUUACAAUACCACUGCGGGAACAUUGACCGGGAUCACAAUAAUGUCACCCUUCCAAGUCUCCGGACUGACCCCGUCGGGGACUCGCUUAUCCAGCGAGCCAUUCGAUUUGGGAAGCGUUGUUGGCUGCGCAGAUCCCGCUCCAUGUCCUCCCCUUUUUUGCGACAUGGCGGGACCAGGGCCCGACUGUGUAGCGUUGGACUCUGGCUUUCUCGGCUGGGGAGCGGCUGUCCACUCAUUUCCUACUGGCUUACUGGGUGGCCCCGGAAUCUCCACGGAUCUCCAGAUGGGAGUAUAG